Molecule: messenger RNA, 3094 nt
Organism: Zophobas morio
Lineage: Eukaryota; Metazoa; Arthropoda; Insecta; Coleoptera; Tenebrionidae
Product: cytosolic carboxypeptidase-like protein 5
Exons: 8
Coding region: 335-2935 (866 amino acids)
Biological process (GO): proteolysis; protein deglutamylation
Molecular function (GO): zinc ion binding; metallocarboxypeptidase activity
Source: RefSeq, a predicted model, not a curated record
UGUGGCCAAUUUAGCUAAAUUUGUGAAAUUAACGUCCCCGUUCGCCCCAAUUUGUCCCAAACUCGUCCCCCCCCCUGGUAAAUAACAACAAGUGUCAAAACUAGUAACUAAUUGUUGUCAUUAACUGUCACUCUUCAUCUGUCACAACUGUGUCAUAGAAGCACAACAAACAAUUGUCACUCUAUAAAAUGCCAUCAAAAAUAUUCCGUGCUUCUUUAUAAUCCUUGUACUAAAUAUAUUUUUCUAAAUUGUUUCAGGCCCCAGUUGUCUUUCGUACAAAUUCUGGAAUAGUGUAUCAUGGGAAACCUUAGCUGCUUGAGAUUCAAGUAAAGUAAUGGCAGGAAUCGAGUGUUCUGGAUUCACGUUCUACAAUGAUUUCGACUCAGCCAAUCUUGCCAAAGUGGCGUUCGUACCUACGAAUGAAUCGGUUAUCAGCGUUCCCAAUAACUCGGCAAAGGCGCCCCCCGAAAUACCGGACGCUGAGUUUAACCUGUGGACGAGGCCUGACUGCUGCGGGACCGAGUUCGAAAAUGGGAACAGGACUUGGUUUUAUUUUGGAGUGAAAGCCCACUCACCAUCUCUCCUAGUGAGACUAAACAUCGUGGACCUCAACCGUCAAGGAAAAAUGUACAGCCAAGGUAUGGCCCCCGUUUACCGCGUCGUACCGGGCAAACCGCAAUGGGAACGUAUACGUGAUAAACCAAUUCACAACACUGUCGACGAUGUAUUUACGCUUAGUUUUAAAUUUAAAACACCAGAAAAUGUUCAUAGUGUAACGUACUUUGCUUUUACAUACCCAUUUUCCUACUCAGAUUUACAAAAGAUGCUAUCAAAUAUAGAUCUAAGAUUCGAGCAUUAUAUUGCCACCUACGAGGAUGACAUAUACUAUACCAAAGAAGUGGUGUGUCGAUCGCUUGGAGGGAGAGACGUGAAUUUAUUGACGAUUUCUUCGUAUCAUGGAAUUACUCCAGAAGCGGAGGUUAGGUUGAAGAAUCUCUUUCCGGACAAGAAUACGGCGAGGCCGUUCAAGUUCGUAGGGAAGAAAGUGAUCUUUGUGUCUGCGCGGGUGCACCCAGGGGAAACCCCCUCGACUUUUGUUUUCAACGGCUUCUUGACCCUCCUUCUCACCCGAGACGACCCCGUGGCCAUAAUGCUGAGGCGGUUGUACGUGUUCAAGAUGGUCCCUUUUCUGAACCCCGACGGGGUCGCUAUGGGUCAUUAUCGCACGGAUACCAGAGGCAUCAACUUGAACCGCCUCUAUCUCAGUCCUCUGUUGUCCCAGCACCCGCCGGUCUAUGCAGCUAGAGCGCUCAUCAGAUACUAUCACUACGGGCACGAGAAAGAAGACACGAUGGAGUCGAGCUCCGAGCACGAUUUGAAACACUCGGAUAAUAUACAGGGUGAUAACAAUAUUAGCAUGAAAGUGUCGAAUAUGAGUCUGGAAGAGAACAACAGCAACAGAAGUGUCUGGUGCAUGAAAUGUAAGACGUUUACUAUCAAACUGGACGACGCGAUCUCAGGGCUCUCGAAUAUGUCGCCUAAGUCUAACGUAGAUAAAUCUUUUUAUUCAGGCAACGCUUGCAGAAAGUGUAGGAGUGUGAACGACGUCCGCGAUUUUGUGGAGGAGAUUAAGAUUAAUAACGAGAAUACGCAAGGCGACAUCAACUCGAACGAGUCGGGGUUGUUUUUGUAUCUGGAUCUGCACGGGCACGCCUCGAAGAAGGGGAUUUUUAUGUACGGGAAUCACUUCGAGGAUUUGGAGAGGAAUGUGGAGUGUAUGUUGCUGCCGAAGUUGAUGAGCAUCAAUAACCAUAAUUUUCAUUUCACUGCCUGCAAUUUUACCGAGCGGAAUAUGUAUCUCAGGGAUAAAAGAGACGGCAUGAGUAGAGAAGGCUCAGGCCGUGUGGCCGUCCUCAAACUAACAGGAUUAACCAAAAGUUACACUCUGGAGUGUAACUACAACACAGGAAGAAUCGUCAACGUUCUCCCACCCACUAUUAAAGAACAGCAAAACAAGGUCCACACAAUUCUAGUGCCUCCAAAAUUCACCCCCCAGAUUUUCGAAGAGGUUGGCAAAUCCCUCGGUGCCUCGAUCCUCGACCUGACCGGCCAGAACCCCUGCACUCGCAUCCCCAACUCCGAGUUUCAUUCCAUCUCUGGUUUAAAAGACUGGUUACGCAUAAACUGUGCCAACGAAAUGGAAGAACCUCGCGGCCCCUCCAAAGUAAAACUGAAAAACCUGGCAGGCCUGCAUAAUCAGGGCAAAACAGCUCAUGGUUUAAUCAUGAAGUCCAGACCCGUAACAGUGCCCAAGAGAUUAGCAAACCGAAACAGACCCAACACAGUUCCUAUCGAACGCAAAGAAAACAUGGCGAUGACCGCGAGCACCCAGCCGAGCUGCUCGUACUCCGGCGGCGACCACGGGAAGUCCACCUUCCGCCUGAACAAAAGCCUGAAGCCCAAGUCGAAAAAAGACUUCGCCCACAGGCUGAAGCGCAGCGUUAGCGUGGACAAGAAGAUCUGCAGGGGGAAAAUGCGCAGCGCCUCGGCUGCGGCCGCCAAAGGGGCGAAGAAGCAGAGCGCCAAAGAGAGCGAGCAGGAGCGGGUGAAGCUGCGGGAGAUCUGCAUCAUUAAGUGCAACGAGAGCAAGGCGAAGGAGGUGAAGAGCGAGACGGUGUCGUGGAAGCCGAGCUGCAGCUCGCAGGUGUUCUCCAAGAAGAGUAAGAUGCAGGAGGUGGCGUCGCUGAUGACCACCAAGAGCAACGUGGAGGCGGGGCCGAGCAGGCCCACGUUUAUCGUUCACAACUUCGCGAAGAAUUCGUCGUUCACCAAGUGUAAGUUCAAAAAGCACACGCUGAGGAGGCUGACGAAGACGUCGGCGGAGGCCGUCAAGGCCGAGAAGGGGAAAAAGCGGAAAAAACUCAAGUCGAAGUAACUGGUUGGAUCUUUUUGUAAAUUGUUAGUUUAUUGAUAAAGUGAUAUUUUUGUGAUUUGUAAUAUUUUGGUUAAAAUUUAUAUACUAUAUCAAAUACAAUACUUUAGGAUGGAUUGAUGGAAAUAAAAGAGCAAAAUUUACUAUUGCAAGAUUCUCAAA